This is a messenger RNA of Episyrphus balteatus (marmalade hoverfly), 1329 nucleotides long. RefSeq names its product carboxypeptidase B-like. NCBI's taxonomy places the organism in Eukaryota, Metazoa, Arthropoda, Insecta, Diptera, Syrphidae. Gene Ontology annotation, biological process: proteolysis. Gene Ontology annotation, molecular function: metallocarboxypeptidase activity; zinc ion binding. The record is from RefSeq and is a predicted model, not a curated record. The transcript has 3 exons. The coding region runs from base 1 to 1266 and encodes 421 amino acids.
AUGAUGAUUCGAAGUGGUAUAGUGUUUUUAUUGUGUUUGGCGAGUGUCCUGGGAAAAGGAUAUGAAAACUUCAAAAUCUACGAUGUUAUAGCUACGAAUCAAAAACAAGGAAAUGUCCUAUUUGAACUUUCCAAACAAGAUGAUUACGACUUCUUUAUACUACCAAGAAUUUUAAACCAAACUUCCAGAGUUAUGGUACCUCCUCAAAAACAAAGAGAAUUCUUACGAAUUCUUGGUAAAAAUCGAAUGGAUUAUAAUCUUUUGAAUGCAAAUGUUGGAAAAACUAUCGAAGCCGAAUUUGCUGCAAAUAGAAAACCUCGAACCUGGAACUCCCGAAAACUUGGAACUGAACGUUAUCAUUCUCACGACGAUAUUAACAAUUAUCUUGAUGUCCUAGCUGAAGAAUAUCCUAGUCGAGUGUUUGUAAAAAAAGUUGGUAAAACUUAUGAAAACCGGACAAUGAAAACUAUUACCAUUACAAAUGGAGAUGGCAAAGCUAACAAAAAGAUCAUCUUUGUGGAUGGUGGAAUGCAUGCUCGUGAAUGGAUCUCUCCAGCAGCUGUAGUCUAUGUUAUCGAACAGCUCGUAGAGAACUACGAAGAAAAUAAGGAACUUCUAGCAGACUACAAUUGGGUUAUAAUGCCUGUGGUAAAUGCUGAUGGUUAUGAAUAUACUCAGCAAUCAACUUCUAAUCGAUUUUGGCGAAAAACUAGAACUCCUUACAAAGGUUCAUUAAAUCGCAAUUGUCAUGGUGCAGAUCCAAAUAGAAACUUCGACUUCCAUUGGAUGGAAGAAGGUGCAUCAUCAAGUCCCUGUUCAGAAACUUAUGCUGGUCCAUCGGGAUUUUCUGAACCAGAAACUCGAGUUGUAAGGGACGUUUUGACUUCAAUUCAAGAUCGUUGUAAAUUCUAUUUGACUAUUCAUUCUUAUGGACAAUAUUUGUUGUAUCCUUGGGGAUGGAGCUCAGAUCUUCCUGAAACUUGGAAAGAUUUAGAUGAAGUUGCUAUGGCUGGUUAUAAUGCAAUUUUGAAAGAAACUGGAACCAUUUACACUGUAGGAUCAUCAACUAAUGUUUUGUAUGUGGCUGCCGGUGCAAGUGAUGAUUAUGCAUUUGGAGUAAAUAAUAUUCCAAUUUCGAUAACAAUGGAAUUACCUGGUGGUGGAACUAUGGGUUUUGAUCCACCAGUGUCGAGUAUUGAUGGAUUUGUUAAAGAAACAUGGGUUGGAAUUAAGGCUAUGGGCUUGAAGGUUAUUGAAAAGUAUUAAGAGAUCAUAAUAUUUUAUACCUUAGUUGAAUUAAAUAAAUUACCAGUUUAAUUUUUUGUAUAA